This is a messenger RNA of Diplodia corticola, 1761 nucleotides long. RefSeq names its product formylmethionine deformylase-like protein. The transcript is spliced from 2 exons. The record is from RefSeq and is a predicted model, not a curated record. The coding region runs from base 1 to 1761 and encodes 586 amino acids. Lineage: Eukaryota; Fungi; Ascomycota; Dothideomycetes; Botryosphaeriales; Botryosphaeriaceae.
AUGGAGUUUCCUCACCGCCAAGCUGAUCCUCCGAACCAACAUCUCCUACACCACGAUCCUACGACGCAAGCUCAACCACCCGCAAAGGCACAGACGAGAAUAUCAAGAAGAGGUGUUCAGUGGAGGUCUCCAGCACUGAUGAUGUUGCUGUUUUUUGCCGGGAUAGUGUUCGCCAUAGGCCAUCACAUCUACUACCAGUCUCUGGACGACACCCCUGUCACAUCGACGAGCCAGCAGGAGUGGGCGAUCCGCAUCGGAACAGGACUUGCGUUUCUGGUCAAGGCGACACUCGCUGCUUCCAUCGGCAUCGCCUUCACGCAGUAUCUGUGGACCGUGGCAACGCGGAAGGCAAUGGCACUGCAGAGCAUUGACGACAUGUUCUCUCUGACCAAGAACCCCGCAUCCUUUGCCAACUUUGAGGUUCUCGUCGGGGUAAAGCUGCUGGUUUUGCUGGCCAUGGCGUCUUGGUUCAUGCCCUUGAUCGCAACAGUCACUCCCAGUACUCUGUCCGUGUACACCAAGAUGGUGACCAACGUCUCGAAUGUGGAAGUCCCUUGCAUGGGGUUUGCAAACGACCCGGAUAUUUGGUCCGACUCUAUGGGCGCGGGCUUCAUCAACGAGCCUUCUCCGGCCGUCACCCGCCUGCUGACUGCGACGUCGUCCUCGAUAGGAAUUCUACCCAUGACCGCAUCUUUUCCCAACUCGUCAUAUAGCCUUCAGUUUUAUGCUCCAGCAUUGAAGUGCGAGAAGCUGAGUGAUGCCGUCAAGAACGGUCAGCCCGUCGGCAGCUGCAACAACUGCACGUCACUGCAAAAGCUGUGGGAUACCAGCAUCGAUAUCAGCAAUGGUGCAAACUACAACUACUGGCAGGCCGUCAUGCCAGACGGGUCGCACAACCUAUUAUUCAUUCGCACGGGUGCAGGAAAGCUUAUGGAUGGCGAUCCGAAAAACAUUAGCUGCCAGCUUUGGAACGCACCUUACACAACACUGUUCACUUUUAGGGACGGCAUACAGACGACCAAGAUUCAGAGCCUGGAGUACGAGAGCACUACGGACUUCAACACGUCCGUCGCGUUUACGGAGCUGCCGGACGGUGGAAGAGCUUACUUGUCGAUGUAUCUGGCAAUGUCGAAUCUGCUCUCUGGAGAGGUUGGCGUCCGUCCAGGACUGUCGUCGUCAGGGAUGCUUGGCACAGAUUUGGCCGUGGCCAAAACGGGCUUGAUGGCCUGUCCGGACAUCAUCAAGGCAUGGGAGACGUUGGGGAGCAGCGAACCUCCAUUGGAUCGGAAUACGUCUCCCUGGAUGUGUCGGAACAACUCGGUGGCCGCAACGAUUGAGGAUCUAUCACAGAACUUUACAUUGAGCUUGCUAAGCAGUCCAAUGCUCAACGGCAACACGACAACAGACGUGGAAGUCAGAUCUCCAAGGAACUACUGGAGAUACAGCCCCGUGGACCUACUGAUUGCGUAUGUUGCUGGAGCUGCUGUGGCGCUGUUCUGUAUCGUGGUUGGUGGCUGGGCGUACAUGUACAAUGGCUACAGUGCCACUUCAUCAUUCUCCAGCAUCCUCCUUACGACCAGAAACCCUGACUUGGACGGCCUGACCGUGAAACAGUGCCUUCCCACCUAUCCGCUACAGGAGAACAUUGGGAAAGCCAAGUUGAAAUUCGGUGUUGUUGGGGGAGCAAAUGGGAUCGAGCAUGCAGCAUUCGGGUUACCUGGAUCGAUGCAACACCUGAAACGGGGUUAUGAAAGCGGCUGA